AGUAAUGUUUUGUUUUACACUGCGGUUUUGUUUACAAACAACUGGUUAAAUAACUUAUGUUUUUUCCAAAAAUAUUAAAAAUGAGUAAAGCCAACAUUGAUUUGUCCAAAUUCAAAAUGCAAACAAGAAAGAAACUUUCCAAACACAUAUCUGCUGCUGAACAAAUUCCAGAAACUACAAAAGAAAAACAAGAAACUCAAGAAGUAAAACAAGAUAGUGAAUCACCAAUUAAAGUUGAAAUAAAACAAGAACCACAUGAAAACCCUAAGCCCACAUCAUCAAAACUAAAACGUGAACACAUCAAAAUUAAAUAUGAGACUCAGGAUGACAAUAAACCAUAUAAAUGGGAAACAGUUUUGGAAAAUGUGAGGGAAAUGCGAAAAAAUUGUGAUGCACCUGUUGACACAAUGGGCUGUGAUAGAUGUGUUGAUGAGAAAGCCUCACCAGAGGUGAAGAGGUACCAGGCAUUAUUGGCUUUGAUGUUGAGUAGUCAAACUAAAGAUGAGGUCACAUAUAAUGCCAUGUUAAGAUUGAGGGAACAUGGAUGUACUGUUGACAACAUUUUAGAGACCACUGAUGAAGAAUUGGGAAAACUCAUUUAUCCUGUUGGAUUUUGGAAAAGCAAAGUGAAGUACAUAAAGAAGACAACAGAAAUUUUAAAGAAAGAAUAUAAUGGAGAUAUUCCUUCAACUGUUGAGGAUUUAUGUAAAUUGUCUGGAGUUGGACCAAAAAUGGCCAAUUUAUGCAUGAAAACUGCUUGGGGGGAAAUUUCAGGCAUCGGAGUUGACACACAUGUUCAUAGAAUUUCCAAUAGAUUGGGUUGGGUGAACACCAAAACACCAGGGGAAACACAGAAAGCUUUGGAGUGUUGGUUACCAUUUGAAUUUUGGAGUGAAGUAAAUCACUUACUCGUUGGGUUUGGACAGCAGGUUUGUCAACCUGUUAGGCCACAAUGUGCCACUUGUUUAAAUCAUGAUCUUUGUCCAUAUGGAAUAGACUAUAUCAAAAGAGAAUUGGGAUCUAAAAAAGUUAAGAAGAUUAAGUAGUUGUGUUUAUUUUGCGUUUAUAACAAAUUUUUAUUUAAUAAAAUAUUUGUUAUAA
Aethina tumida (small hive beetle) is the source of this 1101-nucleotide messenger RNA. Its product is annotated as endonuclease III-like protein 1. NCBI's taxonomy places the organism in Eukaryota, Metazoa, Arthropoda, Insecta, Coleoptera, Nitidulidae. Gene Ontology annotation, biological process: base-excision repair, AP site formation; nucleotide-excision repair; base-excision repair. The transcript has 4 exons. The coding region runs from base 57 to 1046 and encodes 329 amino acids. Gene Ontology annotation, cellular component: nucleus. The record is from RefSeq and is a predicted model, not a curated record. Gene Ontology annotation, molecular function: DNA binding; oxidized pyrimidine nucleobase lesion DNA N-glycosylase activity; DNA-(apurinic or apyrimidinic site) endonuclease activity.